Lotus japonicus is the source of this 576-nucleotide messenger RNA. RefSeq lists its product as uncharacterized. The transcript is spliced from 2 exons. The coding region runs from base 1 to 576 and encodes 191 amino acids. The record is from RefSeq and is a predicted model, not a curated record. NCBI's taxonomy places the organism in Eukaryota, Viridiplantae, Streptophyta, Magnoliopsida, Fabales, Fabaceae.
AUGGGAGGGUUCACCUCGCUCUUGCUAGGUUGGGCUUAUGAGUACCUUUUAGACCGCGUUAUUAUCUGGAGGGCGGAUCCGGACUACUCUCAAGACCAGCCUAGGGCGUACCGGUGGGUUACCUCCCGGGUAAGGCAUGUCGGACUCCAGGAGAGGCGAGUCAUUCUCGAUGAGCUUACGAUGGAUGACAUUUUAUGGACCCCAUUUGAGGACCAUCAGGCUAAUCGACCACGGGAUCCCAGGGCCCUGUAUUCUGGCUACAUCCGGACGCCAUUCGGCCGGUCUGUUCGACGACAUCUACCAGAGAGGGUUCUGCGCCAAUUUGGCUACAUACAGGAUAUCCCUCGACAACCCUCUGAGAUCCAGACAACUGGGUCCCUCGCUGAGACCGCAGAUGCUGCAUAUGCUGACUUUGAGCCGCACCUGCGCCCUGAGGGGAUCCCUGCUACACAUCCGGGAGAGGCGGUGGAGGGGUACAUGAGGUGGUAUAGCCUUUCUGCUAUGCGUCGGGGUGUGGAGAUGUUGGAGCAGUCACUAGAGGUUCCAGAUGCUCUCGCACUAGGCACACAGGCCUGA